Molecule: messenger RNA, 4035 nt
Organism: Rhineura floridana
Lineage: Eukaryota; Metazoa; Chordata; Lepidosauria; Squamata; Rhineuridae
Gene: LMBR1L
Product: limb development membrane protein 1 like
Exons: 17
Coding region: 278-1738 (486 amino acids)
Biological process (GO): signal transduction; receptor-mediated endocytosis
Molecular function (GO): transmembrane signaling receptor activity
Source: RefSeq, a predicted model, not a curated record
GUUUCUUUUCCUUUGCCUGUCGCUGUCUGCAGAAGUAGGUUAGUUGGCUGGCGGGGCCGUGUCUCUUUAAGAAUGGGACGCGGAGCUCCCUCGGCGGCGGAUACAUUAUGACGCGGUUCGAGUGUUGAAACGUUCUAAAAGUUACGCCUCCGCAGAAAAAGGAACCAGAUAAGCUUCUUUCACUGUGGCUCCCACACUAGGGCUUUGGGAUUCCCGUUCCCUACUUCCCUCAGCUCCUCUGCCAGCCCUUCUCACCUUCAGCCAUGCUGACCAGAGAAUGGACUCGGGAGAACACGAUGUGCUGUCCACGCGGGAGCAGCUAUUUCACGAGAGGGUCCGGGAGUGCAUUAUCUGUGCCCUUCUCUUUGCCAGCCUGUACAUCUUGUGCUACUUCAUCCUAACCCGCUUCAAAAGGCACACAGACUUCACAACAGUUGAUGAAGAUGCCGCUGUCAACAGAAUUGCGUUAUGGCUGUGCACCUUCACCUUGGCAGUGUCGCUAGGAGCUGUGCUGCUGCUGCCCUUCUCCAUCAUCAGCAACGAAGUCCUGCUCACCUUUCCACAGAACUACUACAUCCAGUGGCUGAACGGCUCCCUUAUCCAUGGCCUCUGGAACCUGGUCUUCCUCUUCUCCAACCUCUCCCUGGUCUUCCUCAUGCCCUUUGCCUACUUCUUCACUGAAGCUGAAGGUUUUGCGGGGUCCAAGAAGGGGAUCAUGGCCCGUGUCUAUGAGACGUUUGUGGUGCUCCUCCUGCUGACAUUGUUGGUGCUGGGAAUGGUCUGGGUUGCAUCUGCCAUUCUCGACAACGAUGCAGCCAGCAGGGAGAGUCUCUAUGACCUCUGGGAGUACUACCUCCCCUACCUCUACUCUUGCAUCUCCCUGUUUGGUGUGCUGUUGCUCCUGUUAUGCACACCCUUUGGCCUGUCACGAAUGUUCACUGUCACGGGGACGCUGCUGGUGAAGCCCAGGCUACUGGAGGAUUUAGAUGAGCAACUGAACUGUACAGGAUUUGAAGAAGCUGCCAUUUCACGUAAGAUCAACUCUGGGAAAACCUCCUGCUGGCUUAACUUUGAUGUGGAAGUGCUGAGACAACAAUAUCUAGCAAUUCAUGCACACAGGAUUACGCUGGAAACACGCCGCAAGGCCUCUGCUUGGCAAAGGAACCUGGGAUAUCCACUGGCCAUGCUUUCUUUGCUAUCUCUGACGGGCAUCUCUGUUCUUGUUGUGUGUUUCCAUGUCUUGGAGCUGCUGUUGGAUGAUGCUGCAAUGCCACGAGGGAUCCAGGAUGCACCACUGGGAAAAGUUUCUUUCUCUGUCUUUGGCUCUUUUGGGGCCGCCAUGCAGGUGAUCCUCAUAUUCUAUCUAAUGAUUUCCUCGGUUGUGGGGUUCUACAGCUCCCCACUGUUCACCAAACUGCUGCCUGAGCAACAUGACACAGCCAUGACCAAGAUAAUUGGAAAUUGUGUCUCUUUGUUGGUGUUGAGCUCUGCACUGCCAGUUUUAUCUCGGACCUUGGGGAUUACAAGGUUUGACCUGCUGGGUGACUUUGGAAGGUUUAACUGGCUGGGAAACUUCUACAUCGUCUUUCUCUACAACAUGCUUUUUGCUGGCCUCACAACUCUAUGUCUAGUGAAGAAAUUCACCUGGGCUGUACAAGCUGAACUCAUCAGGGCCUUUGGCCUCCACAAGCUGCCUCUACCUGUGACACGGUCGCACCAGCCAUGCAAGCUCAGCUAGAAUAAAUGUUGGUGCCUGAAUCAAGCUUGGCAAGGCCACCUUGCCUGCAACCUACAACUAAGACAUCCUGACCUUGACAUCAUGAUUGUGCUUGUCUUCUGAGCCAUCAGAAGAGGGUGGGGCAGAGAGUUUUCUUUGCUUCACCCUCAUUUUGACCAACUGCCUGUCAGAACAGAAGGAAGGGAAGGUGGCGCCUUUGGUGACUUGGCCCUCCUCCCGUAUCCCAGAAGCCUGAGGAGGUGAUAGGUUCAAACUGCUAUCAAGACCUCCUUGCUCUCUUCUUUGAGGUCCCCGUUCCUAUCGGCUGAGGGAGCAUCUUGUAGUUCAUGUGGUGACUGCAGGACUAAGGCGACGGGAAUAGAUUGUGAAGAAAGAAGUCUUGGACUGUAUUGGAGAGAGACUAAUGUAGAAUUAGCCCCAGGGCAUUAUAAAGAGCAAAGCAAGCGUACAUGCUAUUGGCGAAAAGUGCCUGGUGUCCCUUGACUUGGCAGGGGAUGCUGCAAAUUACUGCUCUUGUUAUAUUUGACAUUGUCUUAAACCUCAUGCCCAUGCUGGCCUCUUUUCUGUCACUAGAUCCUAGAGCCCAAAUUUCUAGUUUUCAAUUUUGAGCCAGUUCUGAGUAGUAGAUUGAGCUCCAUUCCAUGUUUACAUACCUCACUCAAGUGCAAUAUAAGCUGGCGCUAUUGGGCCAUGUAUCUGUGGCUUUCCAUUCAGCAGCCAUCUGUGUGUGUAAGAGAAGAGGGUUUUCUGUAGGUUUGUUUUGCGUGUGUGCUUUGUGUUUUUAAAAUUUGCCCUGCAAUGUGUGUGUGUGUUUCCCUCUUCCGUAAUUAUGGGGUGUCGGAUCAAAGUAAGGUGGGUACAUCUGGUAAGUUUCUUCUUGGUGAGUUUUUUCCUCCCAAAAUGGUAACUGAGGGAUGGGGGAAGCAGCAGCCAAUGAGGGUACUUUUGCCCAGCAAAAUGGAGAACCCACCACCACUGCCAUUCCAUCAUUCUUGCAUCAUUGUAGAGGUAUCAGUGUUGAGACUUUCUGAAGUUGAGAAUGGUCCUUAGUGAUAUUGAUGCAACUUUUCGUUUCCUCUGACCCUAUGCCUUGCUUGCGACAGCAAAUUCCCGUCAAGGGUCAACUUCACAGCCAGUUUAUGUUCCUUCCCCACUAUCUAGGAAGAGGUGGUCAACGUGGUGCCCUCUAGAUGCUGCUGGACUACUACUCCCAACACCCCUGACUAUUGGCCAUGCUGGCAGGGGCAGAUGGGAGUUAGAGUUCAACAACAUCUGGAGGGCACCAUGUUGACUUACCUGUCUAUAUACGCCCAAUAAUACAAACAGCUCCUAUUAUUGGGGUGGGAAGACUUGGAAAGUGAGCCUGUUCAAUGUGGCAGUAUAUAUCAAAAUUAGGGGAAUGGAUGAGGGGAGAUGUUAGGAGAAAAAGUUAAUAUGAAGAAUGGUAUGGAGGGAAACAGCCCCCCCCCCAAAUAGCCACAGUAUUUUGAAGCCCUGUCACCUGUUCUGGUCCCCAUCCCUAUUCUCUUCCGUCUUUGGCUUCCUAGCCACAUGUCUGUGGAUCUACUAUGACUGCUCUGUUUGGCAUCUCUGUCUUCAGAUGCUGGCCUGGGUUCUCCAGUUUGUCAGGGCCCUUGUGUACCCAGUAUUGGACAAGAAUAAUAUGAAGGAAUUGAAUCCCAUAUUUGAAUUGGGAAGCUAUAAGUAGAAUUCCCAAGUUUGGCUUAAGAUGUGGAGGGAGGUGUCAAAUUUUCUAGUUCAGAUGGGAAUGAUUGUUCCUUACAGAAGGUAGCAUGUGUAUCUUUUGAGUGUUAUGGUAGGAAUUGCUGUGUGUGUCUUUUUCCUCAGUGUUUGUGGCACCGUUGUUUUGCUCUGUGUGUACGGGGCAAGGUCACAACUGUCCAUGUUUACAGCGUAAGCAGAAGUUGGCUUCAAGAUGUGUGGGUAUCCCUUGUGGGUAACUUGAAGAAGUACAGAUUUGCUGAGUCCUUGUAAUGUGGCACCCAUAUUCUCCAUAAACGUUACAGCUCGAGCUGAAGAAAGCUGCAUAUAAGUCCUGCACCCUUAACACAGCCUAGACUUGAACAGGGAAAGGGCUGUGUGUGGAUUAAUCAUUUUGUUUCCAGAACAUGUUAUGGCACUGUAGGCCUCAAUUCAGAGGGGAAAAACUUAAAUGGAGACUUGUGAUUCUUGUCUGCCUUUUUUGCUUCACGUAGUGACUGUCUGAUCUCAGUACUAUACUGUUCAUGGGACUUGUAUCCAUGUAAGCAAUAAAUUCCCUAGUCCUUCCCCUCCCC